Molecule: messenger RNA, 4113 nt
Organism: Moesziomyces aphidis
Lineage: Eukaryota; Fungi; Basidiomycota; Ustilaginomycetes; Ustilaginales; Ustilaginaceae
Source: the annotation of a GenBank genome assembly
AUGCCGACCUAUGCCGAUCUGUAUAACGAACGGCUUCGCGCGCUCGGCCAAUCCGGGCCUUCCAAUCUGGUCCGCCUGACCAUCUCCAAGGGCGACUAUGUCUGGGAUCCACAACAGGACCGUUUCCGCUACGAGGAGAAGUGGGAAGAGGAACAGCUCAUGGAAGCCGAAGAACUGCACGAUGACGAUCACCUGACCGCCUCUCUUCACUCCGUAGCAUCCGACAGCCGCGACUCCUCGCCUGGUCCGAUCGCUGCGCUCCAGCCGACGGCCGUCUUGACCACUUUUGCAGCCGUGGCGCACUCGCCGUCGUUGUGGGUGCUCGAUACCAACACGCUCAUGUCGUGUCUCGAACUGCUCAAGGCGCUCUUUGCUGCUCUGCUCACCCGCAACGUCGCCAGCGCCGCAGCUGCAGGCUCUCAACAGACCCACCUGGCCCCGUCUCCGAUCAAGCUGGUCAUUCCUUUUGUCGUCGUAUCCGAGCUGGACGGCCUCAAGCUCACUCGGCGCAAGGACGACUCGGGACGUCAAGUGGCAUCGCAGGCGCGCGAUGCCAACCACUGGCUCCUAACUGCCGUUCAAAAACAGAAACGUGUCCCCAUCGAUGCCUCGGGCUCCAACCUCCCGGAACAGCUCUGGCCUCUCUUCCUUCAAACCUCGUCCCACUACAAUCGCUCCAAGCAAUCGCGCUCACAAGGCUCGCGCUGGACAUUCGACGACCCGUUGUCCUGCGACGAUCAGAUCGUCAAGUACUGCGCUGAGCUCAAGCACCAGACGCAUUCCAGCGUCUUCUUCUGCUCGGACGAUAUCAAUGCGCGCACCAAGGCAGAGUCGGAGUCGAUUGACUCGCUCGGCAUGCGCGAGCUCGCCCAUGCGCUCAGGACUGGUUUCGCGGGCGUACAGAGCUCCGAACGCAAGUGGGAGCUGGUUGCAGAGGCUCUCAUCGAGCAGUGGGAGUAUCAGAUCGGUUCGGCGCCCGCUCAGCCUUUGCCUCAGCACAGCCAGCCGGCGUUCGCGCAGGAAGGACAGUUCAAUUCAUCUAGCGCACCCUCGCUUCAGCCAGGUAACAUUGCGCAUUUCGCAGAUGUGGAAUCAUUCGAGGUGGACAUGGAUACCGAAGAGCCAUUGCUUCAUUCCACCGAAGCGCACGUAUACCCGGGUGGAGCGGCUAUGUCCACUCCGCCUACCGCUAGUGCACCACCGCGCUUCUCGAGCUUGGCACAUUCUCCAGGUCGCAGCACCAGCGACAGCAUCCACAGUCCGCACAACAAAACGCGUCCAGAGAGAACCAUGGCGGCUCGUGCCCGUCAGCAGGACGCAGCUGUGCCAGCCACGUCCACACGUGAGCCGGCUCAAGCUGACAAUUCGGAAGCGCUCAACCCGCAAAUCAGUUGGGAGGAUCUCGUGCAGCAGCUUGGCUCGGGCUCGCGCGAAGCUGCCAAGCCCCGCAACACUAGACGACUCAGUCGGUCCGGAGGCCUGUGCAAGAUGGCUAGGCAACCAGCAAAGCGGCGUCGUGUGGCGCCGACGCAAGACCUUGACGUCGAAGGUGACGAGGACUGGCAGAGCGACGAGAUCUCCUCGCUUCCCGCCAGCGACGAUGACGACUUGUCUUCUGCGUCCGGUUCAGGGUCCGACUCGGACUCGGGCUCUGCAUCCGGUUCGGACGACGAGCGCAACGAGGACGACGACGACGAAGACGACGUGAUCGACAUGCUCAAAGACCCUAAACCUCGCAGCGCCAAGGGAAAAGCCAAAGCCAAUGACACCGUCAAACCAGACGUGGAAGUUGUCAUCCCGAUCGUCAACGGCGACGCGCCUAACGAGCCGCUGAAGCGCAAACGCGGGCGGCCACGCAAGGAGCCCAAAGAGCCCGAGGUCAAGGUGCCCAAGAAGCGUGGACGUCCACGCAAGUAUGCGCCCGGCGAGAAGCGCCCUCGUCGGUCGCGCCGUAAGCUCAACCCGGACGGAUCGUUCAAGAAGCGCGGCCGGCCGAAGAAGGUGGUGGACCCAGACGCGGUGAUGAUGAAAGUGCCCAAGCGACGCGGUCGCCCACCCAAGCAGCUGGCAGAGGGCGAGGAGGUCAAGCCGCGGCGCAAGGGCGCUGCCAGUGGCACGAGCACGCGCAAGGUGAAGCGCGAAUUCGACCUGCUCGCCGGCCUCGACCUCGACCUGGAAGACGACAGCGCAGGCAUCAUCCCCGGCGUGGGCCGUAAUGACGAUGACGCAUGGGAGGACGAGACGGAAUCGCCCCGAACGCAGGACGAUCUCCUGGCCAAGUUGAGAAGACGCAUCCUGUACCGCCAGAAAGACGCGGAGCUGCAGGACUUUAUCGACAGUCUAGGGCCCGAUGGCGAGCCGAUAGCUGCUUCGGCGCGCACGAAGGAAGCUGCUCCUCCCACAGCAGACGAGGCGCAAGAUAGCGUGCUACUCAACGAGGGCGAGCGGCCAGGCCUGCCCCUGCUAAAGACGAUUGUGGCGCCCAGUGUGCCGUCUUCCGAAAAGCGCAAGGAGCGGCAGCCGUUUGAGCCUGGUGCACCAGCCGAUACGCCGACGGACGGUGCCAUGUCGGCGCUCGCAGACGCUGCUGCCUCCGUCGCUGCCGAGACGGAAGAGCAGCAGCCGCGCCAGCCCAAGCCCAAGGGCCGACCACCGGGGUCCAAGAACCGGCGGCCGGACUUCGAGAACAAUCCGCUCAUCAACGCCGCACGUUCCUCCACAACGCGCAGCGCCAUGGCGACGCCCGAUCACGGAAGCUCGCUUUCGCUGUACCCCUCGGCCAGCACAUCGACUGCGGCGGCGGGAGGGAGCACGUCGAGUCUGGUGAAGCCGACGUCGUCGGAUGCGUAUUUCCUGUUCAACACGUCGAAGCGCGCACGCGGGCUGGCAGGCAUGGGCAUCGGCACAUCUGGCACGCUCAUCUCGUCCAAGCUGCGAGCGCUGGAUGCGCGGCGUCUCGAGGGCGUAGUCGAGGCGCAGACGCGAGAGGGCAGCCUGGCCGACAUUGCCUCGCGCAUGUACCGCCAUCUUCUACCCGUGUACUUUGCACAGCUGCUCGCUGGAUACGCCAUCAUCUUCCACGGCGUCGGCAGCAAGACGCAGCUGCUGACUGAGCUGGUCAAGCGACGCAUCGAGGCCGAGGGCGACGCGAUGGGCGUCGUGGCCCAGGGCGCAAUCAAGGGGUUCAAGGUGGAAGACCUGCUGGCCGAGAUCGAAUCCGCCCUUUCGCUCGGGCCGCUCACCCUGGCAACUCAGGCAGCCGAGGGAGAUGAAGGCGUCGUGGUGGUUUCUACGCUUACCGCAGCAAGGGCGGAGAGAAUCGUAAGGCGGUUCAACGGGACCGCGGCGGGGGGGCCGAGCAGGUUGUUCCUGAUCCUCGAGACGUUUGAUGCGCCAGGCAUGCAGUCGAUCCGCUUCAAGAGCGUGCUUGAGAUCCUGGCGCGAUCGUCGCACAUCCACAUCAUGGCCACCACGGAGCACAUCAAUUCUGGCUUUGUUGCCUCGAGUGCACAACAGGCGGCCGCGGGGGAUCGCACCGACGAAGAUCGCACCGCCAGGCUGCGGUGGAUCUGGCAGAACAUGUCGACGUUCAUCCUGAGCCUGGACGAGAUGCUCAUGAUGCGUUCCAACCCGGCAUUCGCGACGUGGAUGCCUGUGCUGCCUCCUGCGCUCGACUUGAUCGGAUCCUCGGCGUCGUUUGCGGCUGGUACAUCGGCGACAGGCACGGGCGCACAGGAGGGAACGGGCACUGCGUACUUUAACGGCCUCCAAGUCAGCGAGGCGUUCCGAACCGUCUCCGAGACUUCGGCCAUCUCGAUCCUCAAGUCGGUCACUACCAAGGCACGCGCGCUGUUCAACUUGCUAGCCAAGCAGUGUCUCUCGAGUGCGGCCGAGGGAAGCGAGGUGCAGGGCGUUGGCGGGGUGGCGUAUGCCGAGCUGCUCAACAAGGCCAAGCGCUCGUUCCUUGCGUCCAACGAGGCCGACUUCAAAUCGCUGCUGAUCGAGUUCAAGGACCACCACCUGUGCCACAUCAACAAGCAGGGCACCAUCUCGAUCGGCCUUGCGGACGCGGGCGUGCUCCAGCAGGUGCUGGACAAACUCAAGUCGAUCUAG